Striga hermonthica is the source of this 1761-nucleotide messenger RNA. Lineage: Eukaryota; Viridiplantae; Streptophyta; Magnoliopsida; Lamiales; Orobanchaceae. The record is from the annotation of a GenBank genome assembly.
AUGGUGGCUGCCGUUACCGGAGGUGCAGCUUCAACGCCCGACCCGCAAAACCCCAAAACCCCCUCCGCCGCCGACGCGAGGCUGCCGUUUCUGCCAUCCGAGAAGGAUAACGGCAAUGGGUCCUCCCCGAGCAACCCCAGAAAGCCCAAAUCAAAAACCGUGUCCUCUCGGUACAUGUCGCCUUCCACCUCCACUCCAAAUUCAUCCUCUGUCGCCACUUCUAGAAGGUUCCCAUCGCCGUCGGUCUCUAGGAGCUCGAGAAAUUCGCCUUCUCUGACCCCCAAGAGGUCUGUUUCUGUAGACAGGCGGCGGCCGGCUGCGGUGACGCCUUUGACGGCGGAUCUAGAUUCCAGAAGCGGCAGCGCCGCCGUUAUCUCAGCCGCCUCUAAGCUGCUCGUCACUUCCACCAGGAGCCUAUCAGUUUCCUUUCAAGGUGAAUCAUUUUCUUUGCCUGUUAGCAAAACUAAAGUUUCCCAUUCUACCCCUAAUCCAACAAGUAUGAGAAAAGGAACACCUGAAAGGAGAAGAACUGUUGUUAAUCCUUUGCCAGAAGGUAAGCCUGAGAGUUCAGGGGAUCAGCUCGAAAAAAACCCGAAGUCUGCCGAUCACCACCUGUGGCCAAGCAGGAACCGGGCUGCAAAUCACCUAUCGAGAAGUUCCAGUAAGCUAAUCGGGCCCUUUAAUGAGAGAAGGCUUUCGUGCAGUGGCAGGUUGAGUCUUGAUUCAGUCGAACGAGCCCAUGAUAGGAAUUUGGUAAAAAAUGAACUAUUGAUGCAUCCUUAUGAUAUUACUACAACCUCUGAUUCGGACAGCAUGUCUUCAGACAGUACUUCGGGUGUUCGAGGGAGUUGCAGAGUCCAUAGGUCGAAUGGGCCUCUAAGCAUUGCUGCCUCGGCCCGAUUCUGGCAGGAGACUAAUAGUCGACUUAGGAGGCUGCAGGAUAGUAGUCCUGGCCCAAAACUGAUUGUGCCAGCUAAGUCGAAAAAAUUUAUGAGUAAUGGCCCGUUAUUGUCUCCUGUUCGUGGAAACAGUACUAGGCCUCAAUCGCCUAGCAAGAUUAUGGUUUCUCAGCCGAGGGGGAAAAGCCCAAGCCCGUCUCGUUUUGGUGAGAUGCCUUCGGUUCUUAGCUAUGCUGUGGAUGUUAGGAGAGGGAAAAUCGGGGAAAAUGGAGUAUUAGAUGCACAUUUGUUGAGGCUUUUGUAUAAUCGGCACAUGCAGUGGAGGUUCGUGAAUGCUCGAGCUGAAGGGGUCUUGCGCAUGCAGCAACGCAGUGUAAAGAAACAUCUAUGGAAUGCGUGGAUAACAAUCUCGGAUCUACGAGGCACAGUCACCAAAAAACGACACAGAUUGCAGCUGCUAAGGCAAAAGUUGAAGCUAGCCACCAUUCUUAAGAGAGAAACGACUUUUUUAGAAGAAUGGGCUUCUCUGGAUAAAGAGCACUCGAUUUCUUUACUCGGAGCAAUUGAAGCUUUAACCGCUAGUACUGUUUGUCUUCCAAUUGUUGGAGCAAUUGGGAAUGUCCAAAGCAUGCAUGAUGCAAUUGGCUCGGCAUUUGACAUAAUGCAGACAAUGGCACCCUCUGUAUAUUUUCUUUUGCCAAUGGUCGAAAAAUUAAAUUCUUUAUCGAGCGAACUUAUAAAAGUGACCACGAAAGAACAAGCUUUGCUCGAGGGAUGCACUUAUGUUCUAUCUUCAUUAGCAGCCAUGCAGGUUAAAGACAGUAGUCUGAGGACACAUAUAAUACAACACGCCCGUUUAUGA